AGAAAAGGUUGGCAACCCUGCGAUUACCCUGCGACUGUCAAAAACCACAUAAAAAAGUUGUCUGCUCGGUAUUAAAAAAUUUUUGUGGCGCUGCUAAAUAUUUUCCAGCAUAUCGAAAAUAUGAUACGUGCUCCGCUUGUGAAGGCGCUGGGCGCCCUCGGCUCACCCACACACCAGAUCGCCAGCCGAGCCGUGCGCACCAGCGCCAUUCUGGCCCAAACGCCGGCCAAGGCGCCCGAGAAAAUCGAAGUCUUUGUCGAUGAUAUUCCCGUCAUGGUGCUGCCAGGCACCACAGUUCUGCAGGCUGCCGCCGAGAUUGGUGUAGAGAUUCCACGUUUCUGUUACCACGAACGUUUGGCCGUCGCCGGCAAUUGUCGCAUGUGUCUCGUGGAGGUGGAGAAGAGUCCCAAGCCAGUUGCCGCCUGUGCCAUGCCCGUGAUGAAGGGUUGGCGCAUCAAAACCAACUCGGAUCUGACGCGUAAGGCACGCGAGGGCGUUAUGGAAUUUCUGCUGAUGAACCAUCCGCUCGAUUGUCCCAUUUGUGAUCAGGGCGGCGAGUGCGAUCUGCAGGAUCAAGCCAUGGCCUUUGGCUCCGAUCGUUCACGUUUCACGGACAUCAAUUACACGGGCAAGCGUGCCGUCGAGGACAAGGACAUUGGGCCGCUGGUGAAGACUGUGAUGACGCGGUGCAUCCACUGCACACGUUGUGUGCGCUUCGCAUCGGAAAUUGCUGGCGUCGAUGAUUUGGGAACAACUGGACGCGGCAAUGAUAUGCAAAUUGGCACGUAUGUGGAGAAGCUAUUCCUCACCGAGCUGUCGGGCAACGUGAUCGAUCUGUGUCCGGUGGGUGCGUUGACAAACAAGCCGUAUAGCUUUGUGGCGCGUCCCUGGGAGAUACGCAAGGUGGACAGUAUCGAUGUGCUCGAUGCCGUUGGCAGCAACAUUGUGGUCAGCACACGGACCAACGAGGUGCUGCGCAUAUUGCCACGCGAGAAUGAGGACGUCAACGAGGAGUGGCUGGCGGACAAGUCGCGAUUCGCCUGUGACGGCUUGAAGCGUCAGCGUCUUGUUGCGCCCAUGGUGCGCAUGCCCAACGGUGAGCUGCAGGCUGUGGAAUGGGAGGGUGCACUGAUCGCUGUGGCCAAGGCGCUGCAGAAGGCAAAUGGUCAGAUUGCUGGCGUUGCCGGCCAAUUGGCCGAUGUGGAGGCAAUGGUGGCACUCAAGGAUCUGGUCAAUCGACUGGGCGCCGAACAUCUCGUCACCGAACAGGACUUUAUCAAGGGCAGCGGCAUCGAUGUACGCUCGAGCUAUCUACUCAACAGCACCAUCGCAGGUCUGGAGGAGGCUGAUGCCGUGCUCCUUGUGGGCACCAAUCCGCGUUACGAGGCGCCGCUGGUGAAUACGCGUCUGCGCAAGGCAUACGUUCACAAUGAGCUCCAGAUUGCAUCGAUUGGACCCAAUAUUGAUUUGUCGUAUGAGCAUCAGAAUCUGGGCGCUGAUCCCAACAUUAUUAAGGAUGUGUGCAGCGGUCGACAUGCCUUCUCCAAGGUGCUCGAGGGCGCCAAGAAGCCAGCUAUUAUCAUUGGCAUUGAUCUGCUGGAGCGUGCCGAUGGUGCCGCGAUUCAUGCCACCAUCGCCGAAUACUGUCAGAAGCUCAAGAAGCCAAAUUGGAAUGCGUUCAAUGUGCUGCAUAACAGCGCCUCGCAGGUGGGCGCCUUCGAUGUGGGAUAUCAGCCGGGUGUGCAGGGUGCACUGCAGGCACAGCCCAAGGUGCUCUUCCUGCUCAAUGCCGAUGCUGGCAAAUUGACGCGCGAUCAGUUGCCCAAGGAUUGUUUUGUUGUCUAUAUUGGAUCGCAUGGUGAUAAUGGCGCCUCAAUUGCGGACGCUGUUCUGCCGGGCGCUGCCUAUACCGAGAAGCAGGCGAUCUAUGUGAAUACGGAGGGACGGUCACAGCAAACACAUCCGGGCGUCUCGCCGCCGGGCAUGGCCCGUGAAGAUUGGAAGAUCAUACGCGCUCUGUCGGAGGUGGUAGGCAAACCGCUGCCCUAUGACACGCUCGACGAGCUGCGCUCACGUCUCACGGAUAUUGCCCCGCAUCUGACACGCUUCGGGCAACUGCAGCAGACGGACACUGGAGUCGCUGCCCAGGCAACACCUACUAAAUCCAUCAGCAGCACACCCAUCGAUGUGAAGCAGAAGGAGCUGCGCGACUAUUUCAUGACCGAUGCCAUUUCGCGUGCAUCGCCAACAAUGGCCAAGUGCAUAUCGGCGGUCAAUAAGCAGCAACGUCUGGAUGAGGCCACCAAGCAGUCGGCGGCGGCCAUCUAAGCGAGCUCUGAUCUGAUCUGAUGAAUUAACAUAAUAUAUAAAAUAAUUAA
Molecule: messenger RNA, 2378 nt
Organism: Drosophila grimshawi
Lineage: Eukaryota; Metazoa; Arthropoda; Insecta; Diptera; Drosophilidae
Gene: ND-75
Product: NADH-ubiquinone oxidoreductase 75 kDa subunit, mitochondrial
Exons: 7
Coding region: 121-2328 (735 amino acids)
Biological process (GO): ATP synthesis coupled electron transport
Cellular component (GO): membrane
Molecular function (GO): iron-sulfur cluster binding; NADH dehydrogenase (ubiquinone) activity
Source: RefSeq, a predicted model, not a curated record